Messenger RNA from Cucurbitaria berberidis CBS 394.84, 1491 nucleotides. RefSeq names its product oligosaccharyltransferase alpha subunit. Lineage: Eukaryota; Fungi; Ascomycota; Dothideomycetes; Pleosporales; Cucurbitariaceae. Gene Ontology annotation, cellular component: membrane; oligosaccharyltransferase complex. The transcript has 2 exons. The record is from RefSeq and is a predicted model, not a curated record. Bases 1 to 1491 code for a protein of 496 amino acids.
AUGAGGUCAAUUUCUCUCUUCGCGAGCUGCAUAGCGGCUCUCUCGAGCUUCGCGUGCGCCGAGUUGAACCUCUCAGAGCCACUGCGGUCGAAGCAGGUGCUACCCAGUACCUUCACGCCUCCCCAGGUUUUCAAGAAUGCCAAUCUCGUCCGGACGACAAACUUGGACAAGGCGUACCCGAGGGAAACUAUCCAUGUCAUAAUUGAGAACAUCGACUCGAAACCGCAAUCUGAGUACUAUCUGCCAUUCGAGGCGAGCUUGAUAUCGAAGAUUGGAGGACUCGAAGUAAGAGACAAGAAGGCAGCUGAGCAAGGAACAUUCAAGGUCGAGGUUGUAGGCAUCGAUACUGACAGCUCCACGGAAUUCUACCUCAUCCAUCUCCCCCAGCCACUUGCGCCCAACGCGCAACAAACCCUUACCAUCUCCUACUCCGUCCUCUCCACCCUCAAGCCCGUCCCCGCGGAGCUCGCGCAGUCCGCCAAGCAGUACCUACAGUACACAUUCAGCGCAUACGCACCCUCUGCCUACGUCACAGAGAAGCAGAAGACCAAAGUGAAAUUCCCGAACAGCGACGUACCAGACUACACGACCCUCCCCGCCGAUCUCAACGCCGAGCAGAAGGUGGACCCGCAGAAGCAGGGCUCGACGUUUACAUAUGGUCUGUAUGACAAUGUGCCAGCAGGCGCACAGCAGUCCGUAAGCGUGCGUUAUGAGUUCACCAAGCCCGUCACCCACGCGACACUUCUCGAGCGUGACCUCGAGGUCUCGCACUGGGGCGGCAACUUGGCGUCCGAGGAGCGCUAUUGGCUCGUCAACCAGGGCGCUGGGCUCAAGAACCACUUCUCCCGCGUUGAGUGGCAGAAGCAGUCAUACAUGAACCCACCUACGUUCGCUCUGAAGGGCCUGAACCUACCAUUGGCUCCUGGCGCUGUUGAUCCGUACUUCACAGACGACAUCGGCAAUGUCUCGACAUCCAAGUUCCGCCCUGGCAAGAAGGAAGCAUUGUUGGAGUUGAAGCCGAGAUAUCCUGUGUUUGGAACAUGGAAGUAUAGUUUCCGCGUGGGCUGGAAUGCCGACCUGUCGAGCUACCUGCGCAAACUCUCCACUGGCGAAACCUACGUUCUCAAAGUGCCUUUCCUCGAGGGUCCUCGUUCAUUCGAGGGCAUCUCUUACGCCCGUGUGAACCUACGCGUUAUCCUCCCCGAGGGUGCCAAGAACGUCAAGUUCUCUACCACCGUCCCGCUCGUGGACAACUCAACUAGUCUUCACAAGACGUUCAUGGAUACACUCGGCCGAACAACGCUAAGCUUGACUGCUAUCAACUUGGUCGAUGAGUUUAGAGAUAGGGAUUUGAUUGUGACGUAUGAUUACCCAUGGACUGCGGGAUACAGGAAGCCAAUCGUUAUCACGCUUGGCUUGUUUGCGUUGUUUGCAACUGCGUGGGUGUUGGGCAGCAUUGAUACGAGUAUUGGAAAGAAGAAGACGGCGUGA